UUGUGUCCACCGGUGAAGCGUCUGCGCUGCUGUCGUAGGAUAAAACAAGACGAUUUAAAGGCUUCAAACGCGACUACGACCUGUGUGAGUCGACAAAGAAGUGUGUGUAAGGUGAGAAGAGUCACAUGUGGAGACUAACCGCACAGGAAUAAACAGGAACUCCUCUCACUCGCAAAGAUGGCCCAUCUCCCAACACUUUUCAAGUAUGUGGACGAACACCAGGAUCUUUAUGUGCAGCGCCUUGCAGACUGGGUUGGAGUCCAGAGUGUGUCUGCUUGGCCAGAGAAGCGCGGGGAGAUCAAGAAGAUGAUGGAGAUGGCAGCCAAGGACAUUGAGAAGCUUGGGGGCACAGUGGAGUUGGUGGACGUUGGCAAACAGAAGCUUCCCAGUGGAGAGGAGAUCCCCCUGCCUCCUAUUAUUCUGGGGCGUUUGGGGUCAGACCCAGGCAAGAAGACUGUGUGCAUCUAUGGUCACCUGGAUGUCCAGCCAGCCCAUAUUGAUGAUGGAUGGGAUACAGAGCCCUUCACUCUGGUGGAGAAAGAUGGUAAGAUGUUUGGAAGAGGGUCCACGGAUGACAAAGGUCCAGUAUUGGCCUGGUUUAACUGUAUUGAGGCGCACCAGAAGCUCCAGCAGGAGCUUCCCAUCAACAUUAAAUUCUGCUUCGAGGGCAUGGAGGAAUCUGGAUCUGAGGGCCUGGAUGAACUGGUCUUUGCCAGAAAAGACACCUUCUUUAAAGAUGUGGACUACGUCUGCAUCUCUGACAACUAUUGGCUGGGCAAGACCAAACCCUGCAUCACCUAUGGUCUGAGAGGGAUCUGCUACUUCUUCAUUGAGGUGGAGUGCGGUUGCAAGGAUCUACACUCAGGAGUGUUUGGCGGCUCUGUUCACGAGGCUAUGACCGACCUCAUUGCACUUAUGGGCUCCUUAGUAGACAAGAAGGGGAAGAUCUUGGUUCCUGGGAUGAACAAUGAUGUGGCCCCUCUGACAGACGAGGAGAAAAAGCUGUACGAGAAAAUUGAUUUUGACUUGGAUGAGUACUGCAAAGAUGUUGGAGUUGGACAGCUACUGCAUGACACCAAGGAACAAAUCCUUAUGCACCGCUGGAGGUAUCCAUCUCUGUCUCUUCAUGGUAUUGAGGGGGCUUUCUCUGAGGCAGGGGCUAAGACUGUUAUCCCGCGCAAGGUCAACGGCAAGUUCUCUAUCCGCCUUGUCCCUGACAUGGACCCCAAAGUUGUGGAGAAGCAGGUUAUUGACCAUUUGCAGAAGAAGUUUGCUGAGCUGGGGAGCCCCAACAAACUAAAUGCAUACAUGGGCCACGGUGCCAAAGCCUGGGUGUCUGACUUCAACCAUCCUCACUACAUGGCUGGUAGAAAGGCUAUGAAGACAGUCUUUGGUGUGGAGCCUGACCUGACUCGUGAAGGUGGGAGUAUCCCUGUCACCCUGACUUUCCAGGAGGCCACGGGACGUAACGUCAUGCUGCUUCCUGUAGGAUCCUCUGAUGAUGGAGCUCACUCUCAGAAUGAGAAACUCAACAGAACAAACUACAUUCAGGGGAUCAAGAUGCUGGGUGCAUACUUCCACGAGGUGUCUCAACUGGAAUAAACUGAUGUCUAAUGACAAAUGUGAAAUAAUGUCCUUCCUCACUAUCACAGCCAUAGCCUUUCUGGUAUGAUUUACCUCCCACAGAGAACAGUUUUGUACACACUGCCUCCUAAUAAAAAUAAAGUAAAAUCUUUGUUA
Molecule: messenger RNA, 1740 nt
Organism: Scomber scombrus (Atlantic mackerel)
Lineage: Eukaryota; Metazoa; Chordata; Actinopteri; Scombriformes; Scombridae
Gene: cndp2
Product: carnosine dipeptidase 2
Exons: 12
Coding region: 178-1602 (474 amino acids)
Biological process (GO): proteolysis
Cellular component (GO): cytosol
Molecular function (GO): metallodipeptidase activity
Source: RefSeq, a predicted model, not a curated record